CUCAUCUCUAAUUUUUCGCCACAAGUUCUUCGUCACUGCUUCUUCCCGUUUAACUUCACCGCCUCGAUUUUUCCUAUCAGAAAUCGCCGCCUUACGAAUCAGAUCCAUUCUCAGUCCUCCAUAUUUUUUCUCUCCUGUUCCUAUGAAUUCCCGUAUCCCAUCUUUUCGUUAUUCUCUAUCAGUUCCUCACCUCACCGUUGACAGUAAUUUUCGAGAUGGAGAGUGGUUCGGAAGGAGAAAGCGAUCGGAACAUCAAUGAUGAAUCCGAUGGAAAAACUCAUCUCCGAUUUCAUUACUAAAACCCCAGAAGCAUCAUCAAAAAUUCUAAACCCAAAACGACGACAUCCAUGGAGGACAGCUUCAAGGUUCAACUUGAUAGGUCUUUCGGAUCUGUCGAUGUUUCUUCUUCAUCUACAAUAAACAACAUCGUCAUCUACCUUUCCUUCGCCUGCUCUUCCUUCCCUAUGUAUCGGUAACUGGAACUAAACCAUUUCGUGGUUUUCAUGGGCUUCAAAAAUUAGGUCACCAUUUUUCUCUUCCAAGGCUUUCAUCGCCACACGGCCAACGGUAUCUUCUAGCAUCACCACCGCCACCUCUUUCUCUUAUACCGCUUUUUUCGGUUGAUUGCGGAUGAGUCACCCUCUCCAGUUGCAGUUAAUACGUGGAAGAUAACUGAAAGCAGAUGAAGUGAUAUGCGUGUGCAAGCUUUUCUUGUGUUAUGUGACUGAAGUUUAGUCAUGGGGUAUGACUUCUGGUGGCGGCAGGGACAUCAUGAAAAGGCUCACAAUGCAGUUGAUAGCCACCGCCUUCCUCUGGAUUUUGCUUAUCGCUUCCAAUCAACUUUGUCUUCGUUUGUCAAGGUCAAUCCACCCUUCAUCUCUACACAAUCUUUUCAACAUAAUGAAGCUUUAGUUCAAUCUGAGAGACAAUUCCCACCACAAAAGAUUGAACCAACAGAAAAUGAAAAAUCUUCACUACAAAUUCGCUCAGGUUUUCUUAAUGGCAAUUCUGAAAGAUCUCAAGAACACCAUGAAGAUGAGGCAGAUCAAAAGAAUAAAUGGAGAUAUUGGUAAUAAUUCCAACAGUGCCUCAUCUAAAGUUGGAUCACUUCCGUUUAUUUGCUUAUUAUAGCAUCUUACUUUCAUUUCUUAUUUUAAGCUUUAUACUUUCACUUUUUUAUUUCUGAUUAAUGCAUUGUGCUUUGAAAAAUCAUUUCAAUUAACAAAAAGUCUUCACAUACAACUCAUUUGUAAUCUGCAGAUUCUUUUGAUCUAUCAAUGUACCAG
Molecule: messenger RNA, 1286 nt
Organism: Lactuca virosa
Lineage: Eukaryota; Viridiplantae; Streptophyta; Magnoliopsida; Asterales; Asteraceae
Source: the annotation of a GenBank genome assembly